Messenger RNA from Vombatus ursinus (common wombat), 2671 nucleotides. RefSeq names its product GA-binding protein subunit beta-2. Gene Ontology annotation, cellular component: nucleus. The record is from RefSeq and is a predicted model, not a curated record. Gene Ontology annotation, molecular function: transcription cis-regulatory region binding; protein binding. The transcript has 10 exons. Lineage: Eukaryota; Metazoa; Chordata; Mammalia; Diprotodontia; Vombatidae. Gene Ontology annotation, biological process: positive regulation of transcription by RNA polymerase II. The coding region runs from base 169 to 1593 and encodes 474 amino acids.
CCACCCACCCAAUAUACAUUUAUGAAAAAGUCGAAAAAAGUCGCUCCUGCCGACGGGGCGUCCGACUCAGGGGAAAAAAGAGGAGCAAACUGGCGGGCGCGGAGGGAGCAGGGUCGGCGGCGCCCCCGACGCAGCGCUUCCUGAAAAUACUUGUUCUUAUGCAUAAAGAUGUCUUUGGUGGACCUGGGGAAGAGGUUGCUAGAAGCAGCAAGAAAAGGACAAGAUGAUGAAGUGAGGACUUUGAUGGCCAAUGGUGCCCCUUUUACUACGGAUUGGGUCAUCACCAACACCAUUCUACUGCAUGCUCCUGCCCUUACUUCCAGUCCUGUAACCUCAUUUUAUGUGGCCUCCACAGACCUUGGAACAUCACCUCUCCACCUCGCAGCCCAGUACGGUCAUUAUUCCACAGCGGAAGUGCUCCUGAGAGCAGGGGUUAGCAGGGAUGCCAGGACUAAGGUAGACAGAACCCCUUUGCAUAUGGCUGCAGCAGAUGGACACGCACAUAUCGUGGAGCUGCUCGUCCGGAAUGGUGCAGAUGUGAAUGCCAAGGACAUGCUGAAAAUGACUGCUUUGCAUUGGGCCACUGAACACCAUCAUCGUGAUGUGGUGGAGCUGCUGAUCAAGUAUGGAGCUGACGUCCAUGCCUUCAGCAAAUUUGAUAAGUCUGCUUUUGACAUAGCUCUGGAAAAGAACAACCCAGAGAUUCUUGUCAUUCUCCAGGAGGCAAUGCAGAACAAGGGGAAUGCCCCCCCGGCGACCAGCACUGUGACAAUGGCUACACCCUUUAUCUUCACAUCUGGAGAAGUCGUCAACCUUGCCAGCCUUGUUUCUUCAGCCAGCACCAAAACCACUACAGGUGACUCCCGUACUUCUACAGUCCAGUUCUCCAAUUCUACCACCUCAGUGCUGGCUACCCUGGCUGCUCUGGCUGAGGCAUCUGCUCCCCUUUCCAACUCCCACCGAGCUGCAGCCAAUUCAGAAGAAAUCAUGGAGGCAAAUUCUGUUGACUCAGCAAUCCAACAAGUGGUGGGGAGUGGAGGCCAAAGGGUCAUCACCAUAGUGACAGAUGGAGUCCCGCUGGGUAACCUCCAGACUGCAAUUCCCACCGGUGGUAUUGGCCACCCGUUCAUUGUGACUGUGCAAGAUGGGCAGCAAGUUCUAACUGUACCUGCUGGUCAGGUUGCAGAGGAGACCAUUAUUGAAGAGGAAGCAGAAGAGGAAGGAGCAGCUGGGGAGCUGCCAGUGGCCAAGAAACAAAGAAGAGAAGAAGUGACAGACGGUGUGGAUGAAGCCAAGGAAGACCCAGAGAGAGAACUGCUACAGCAGCAGCUCCAAGAGGCCAAUCGCAGGGCCCAGGAAUACCGACAUCAGUUGCUGAAGAAAGAACAGGAAGCUGAGCAAUAUCGUCUCAAGCUGGAGGCCAUGUCCCGGCAGCAGCCAGAUGGAACUGAGAUCGCUAUGGUAGAGGAGGUGGCCGAGGUGGAUGCCUUAGUGGUUAGAGAAGAGGUGGAAGGGAGGGGGACAGAAGUUACAGGGUCAGCGGGGACUGCAGAACCGCAUGCUGAUGUUGCCAUGGAAACUGUUGCAUCCUAACAUUCAGGCCUCUACCCUCCAUCCCCCUUUUUUUUCUUCCUUUUAAAAAAACAACAGGAAAAAAAAACCAUAAGAAUAUUAAGAAAUAUCGAGGACAUUUAAAAAAAGAAAAUAACAGUAGGACACAGCCCUGUGGGCUUAGGAGAUUUCUUCAUACAACUGGAAAAUUAAAACAUAAAUUACAGGGAGAUGUCUUCUGGGACCCAAAGAAUGGGGACCAAAUUUCUCAGCUCACAAAAUUUGUUUCAAGCAUAAAGGUUUGGGGAUUUCUGUUUGCUCUUAUAAAUAGAUCCCUAAUUUUAAAUCCCCAGAGUUUUAUAUUUGUUUUGAUAAUGCCCCCUACGCACCCAGGCUCCUUAAUCAUAUUACCAGCACGUGACCUGAAAUUUGCCUUGGACUUACAAUGCAUGCCUGCCUGCCUCCUAGAUGAGAUUUGGAGAAGAAAAGGGAAUACCCUGUAUUCAGAAUAACUUGUUGAUCUCCGCUGCCCUGAUUUGCCUGCACUGAAAACAACUAUUAGGCAGUUGCCUGACAAAACUGGAAGCUGUUUUAUGUCACAGCAGAGGCCCCAGUUUAAGAAAUUAAAGUCUUUGACAGCCAGGAUUGCCAGGACUUAGAGUGGCCCCAGUGAUACUGGAGCCUGGGAAGCCCAGUGGGACUCACCUGUGGGGUGUAAGGGCAGUAGGAGAUGGGAGGCCAUGUGGACAGUCCACGCAGGGCUAUGGAUUCAGGGAACGGCCUUUUUGUACUUGGUAUUCAGCCCAGAACCUUCAGUUUUCUGAGCAUAUUCUUGACCUACCUGUGCCUUUCCCCGGUGUUUAGAUUCACCCUGUCACAGAUGCAAACUAUCAGGGCUGAGAGUGUUUCAUUGUUCUGUGUUCGUCUAUAUUGGGAUGAGUAAAUUUGCCUAAUUAUUUCUCUCCCUUCACAUCUGCCUUCCCCCCAGCACUUAGUAAAGUGGUAUUCUGCCUUCAGUGAAUGUUAACACAUGUUGAGUGACUAAAUCAGAAUUAUCAGUGUUGUAAAAUGAGGGGGAACCAAAGACUUUACCAAGGACUACUUAGAAAACAAAACAAAA